Molecule: messenger RNA, 591 nt
Organism: Notechis scutatus (mainland tiger snake)
Lineage: Eukaryota; Metazoa; Chordata; Lepidosauria; Squamata; Elapidae
Source: RefSeq, a predicted model, not a curated record
AUGCUGAAGCCCUUGGUGGAGAAACGGCGCCGGGACCGUAUCAAUCAGAAUUUGGAGGAACUGCGUGUUCUUCUCCUGCAGAAAACUCAAUGCCAGACCCUGAAGAACCCCAAAGUGGAGAAGGCGGAGAUCCUGGAGCUCACCGUGGAAUACCUACAAGAGAGGAACAAGGCAGCAACUCCGCAGGGUGCGAAUCCUUCCGAAGAUGUCAGCCUACAGACUUGCUACGCCAUGGGGUUCCGGGCGUGUUUCGGACACCUGGCCUCCUUCAUCCGCCGAAGCCCCCUGUCGGUCCAGAGACACUUGUGGGAGACGCUUCACGUCUACCUCGCUGCCACGUUGGAUCCGUCCCCUCCGGAUUGGACCCCUUCCACGUUUUCUCCCAGUUCUUCCUCCGAGGAAUCUCCCGCCGGGACCCCCGAGGUUUCCUGCUCCCCGUUGCAACCAAACCGAACUUUUGCAAGCUCAGGCAUGGCUUCCUGCAGCACAGGACACCUGGGAAGGCAGAUAAGAGACCCCCGCACUCCUGAAAGGGAAGCCUCGGACAAAAACGUGUCCCUGCACCCCACUUUCUGGCGUCCUUGGCCCUAA